Messenger RNA from Dioscorea cayenensis subsp. rotundata (Guinea yam), 1803 nucleotides. RefSeq lists its product as uncharacterized. Gene Ontology annotation, biological process: GPI anchor biosynthetic process. Gene Ontology annotation, cellular component: endoplasmic reticulum. The record is from RefSeq and is a predicted model, not a curated record. Lineage: Eukaryota; Viridiplantae; Streptophyta; Magnoliopsida; Dioscoreales; Dioscoreaceae. Bases 29 to 1597 code for a protein of 522 amino acids. The transcript is spliced from 13 exons. Gene Ontology annotation, molecular function: hydrolase activity.
AGCGCGAGCGAGAGAGAGAGAGAGCGAGAUGAAGGGGCUGACGCUGUUGCUCUCCGUGGCCUGGGCCAUGACCCUCCUCUACGGCGAGAUGGUCGCCUUCUUGAAGCCCCUCUGGGCUUGCUCCUGGCCUCCUAUGGCCGCCACCACCGCCUCCGGUAACCCCUCGGGAAUGAAUGAUCAUGUGAAAGUUGCUGUCUUGGCUGAUCCACAGCUUAUGGACAGGACCUCCCUUGGACUUCCUUCAGGAUCACUGGCUCUAGAGGCUGCUCAAUUUUAUACAGAUAUCUACAUGAGAAGAUCUUUCCAUUCAUCAGUUUUGCCCUUCAAGCCUGAUUUGAUUCUAUUUCUUGGUGAUAUGUUUGAUGGUGGUCCUUACUUGUCAGAUCAAGAGUGGCAGGAAUCUUUAAACCGUCUGAGACAUAUGUUCAAGCUUAAUAAUAAGGGAAGAAAUUCAUACAUCCCAGUUUAUUACCUUUCUGGAAAUCAUGAUAUUGGCUAUUCUGGUCUCUAUUCAUUGUAUCCAAAGGUGGUCUCUCGGUUUGAGAAUGAAUUUGGAGCAAGAAACUACCGCUUCCUUGUUGGAAAAGUGGAGUUUAUCAUUGUUGAUGCCCAAACUCUUGAUGGGCCUAAAGACGACAAUCAAACUUCUUUAUCAUGGAAUUUUAUCAGAAAUAUAUCCAAAGAUUCUACACAUCCAAGGGUUUUGUUGACACAUAUACCAUUAUAUCGGCCUGAUGGUACACCUUGUGGCUCACACCGCUCUUCCCCUGUUAUCAAUCAGAGGGUUUCUUUUGCCAGUCCUGGUCAAGGAAUAACCUAUCAAAAUUAUCUUACUAAGGAAACGUCAGACGGUUUACUGGAUGCUGUUAAACCUAUUCUUGUAUUGUCUGGUCAUGACCAUGAUCAAUGUACUGUCACCCAUUCUACUCCUUUUGGACCUGUAGAAGAGCACACCCUAGGGACAUUCAGUUGGCAGCAGGGUAACCUUUAUCCAUCAUUCAUGCUUCUGACUGCAACCUCACGAUCAUCUUCAAUUGAAAGUGACUCCAAGAAUGCAGUUUCUACGCAUCUAUGUUUUCUUCCAAUGCAAACACACAUUUACAUAUGGUAUAUAGCCCAAUUUAUGAUCACACUUUUCUUGCUCAUCAUUUGGCCGAGGAAUGGUUUCAGUUGUUUGGGCCAUUACGUGGAUAUCAUCAAAGGAAUGGGAAGAAGUUUGUUGACCACUUCUAAAGAGAAAGAUGAUGAAGAUUGUGAAUAUGAGAUGGUAUGGGAUGCAGAGGGAUCAAUGCAUCUUGUCAAGAAAGCAUCAAACAGAACCCAGCCUACGAAGUCCGAUUUAGGAUCAACCGGAAGGGGUAAUGCUGUUGUCCGGCCAUCAGCAAGAAAGAACAUCACUCCGGAGCAAGAUGCAUCAGUCUUUGUAGAGAUGGCUGGUGAUUCAAGGUCAGGGAAUACGGCGAAAACGUCAAAAUUUAGCAAUUCGAGAAUGAGGAAGUUGAUUCAGAGAGUGAUUUCGGUCGUUCAAGCUCUUGUGAUCAUUGCUGCUGUGAAUGUCCCACUCUACAUCAUGUUGUUGUUCAAGGAUUGGAUCUAAAGGAACAAUUCUACAAUAUGAAAGAGGCUGAUUCAUUAACUUGAGAGAUUAGAAUAGUUAGUACUUUAUAGAAGUAAUGACUGGUCUAUGUAAUUUUAUGAACAAUAAUGCUUUUAUACUCAAGUCUGAACUGGAGGUGGAUUGAAUUUUUAUAACACAGGGUUAUCUGGAUUAUAUAGAAAUAAAUCAUUGACUUAAAUAUUUCA